Nerophis lumbriciformis (worm pipefish) is the source of this 384-nucleotide messenger RNA. The record is from RefSeq and is a predicted model, not a curated record. Lineage: Eukaryota; Metazoa; Chordata; Actinopteri; Syngnathiformes; Syngnathidae.
AUGGCUUCGUCGUUUUGGAAAGGUAUCGUCGGCGUUGGACUUUUUGCUUUAGCGCACGCAGCUUUCUCAGCGGCACAACAUCGAUCGUAUAUGCGGCUUACAGAGAAAGAAAACGAAACCCUGCCAAUCGAUAUUGUGCUUCAGACCUUACUGUCGUUCGUCAUGACCUGCUAUGGGAUUGUGCAUAUUGCAGGGGAGUUUAAAGACAUGGACGCCUCUUCAGAGCUCAAGAACAAAACAUUUGACACGCUGAGGAAUCAUCCAUCUUUUUACCUUUUCAACCACCGAGGACGAGUGCUGUUCCGCAACGCCGAGGAAGAGCCGUCUUCCCAGCAAGCGCUUCCCAACCCGUUACGGCUCCGCAAGCUGGAGCAUUUGCACUGA